Panicum virgatum (switchgrass) is the source of this 1594-nucleotide messenger RNA. Its product is annotated as polygalacturonase inhibitor-like. Gene Ontology annotation, molecular function: protein binding. Lineage: Eukaryota; Viridiplantae; Streptophyta; Magnoliopsida; Poales; Poaceae. The transcript has a single exon. The record is from RefSeq and is a predicted model, not a curated record. The coding region runs from base 124 to 1161 and encodes 345 amino acids.
AAGCCUAUAAGUAUGCAUGAAAGGAUCAUCUCCAUCCAUCGCAACCAAGCAAGCAAUAAUCACAAGCAUCGAGCUAGCUGAUCAUCACAAGAGCUAGCUAGCUAGCAAGGUGAUCGAUCGAUCAUGGCCGCCUCCUCUCAGCAAUCGUCACAUCAUCACCUGCUACUGCUAGUAGUCCUGCUGCUCUCCUGCCUCGCCGGCGCCGCCGCCGCGGGGUCCACGAUGCAAUGCCACGACGAGGACCAGGCGGCGCUGCUGGCCAUCAACUCCGCGCUGGGCAGCCCCUACCACUUCGCGUCCUGGACGCCCGACACCUUCUGCUGCGACUGGUACGACGUCGACUGCGACAACGCCACCGGCCGCGUCGUCGGCCUCUCCGUCUUCGGGGACGGCAACGUCACGGCCGCCAUCCCGGACGCCAUUGCCAACCUCACCGGCCUCCGCACCCUCGUGCUGCGCCACCUCCCGGGCCUCACCGGCGCCAUCCCGGACACGCUCGCCCAGCUCUCGGGCCUCUCGCAGCUCACCAUCUCCUACACCGGCGUGUCCGGCCCCGUGCCGGCGUCCCUGUCCCAGCUCACCGAGCUCGCGCUCCUGGACCUCUCCUUCAACUCCCUCACGGGCGCCAUCCCGGCGUCGCUCGCCGACCUCCCCGCCCUCGCCAGCAUCGACCUCAGCCGCAACCGCCUCGAGGGCCCCGUCCCGGCGCUGCUCCUCAGCAGGUGCCCCGGCCAGGCCGAGCUCCGGCUCUCGCACAACAACUUCUCCGGUGCCAUCCCUGCCGGGUUCGCCGCCGUCAACUUCACGCACCUCGACCUGUCGCGCAACUCCCUCACCGGCGACGCCUCGGCCGUCCUCGGCCGGGGGAAGCCGCUGCAGCACCUGGACCUGUCCCGCAACGACCUCCGCUUCAGCCUGACGGGCGCGGAGCUGCCGGAGCAGCUCAGCUACCUGGACCUGAGCCACAACGCCAUCCGCGGCCGCGUGCCGGCGCAGGUGGCCGACCUCGCCGGCCUGCAGCUCUUCAACGUCAGCUACAACAAGCUGUGCGGCGUGCUGCCCACCGGCGGGGUCAUGGAGAGGUUCGACGCCUACAGCUACCAGCACAACAAGUGCCUCUGCGGAUCCCCGCUCCCGGCCUGCCACCGUUACAUGCUCUGACCAUCAAAUCUCGCUCAAGCAAUUCCCUAUCCACUGCACGAGAGGACCAAGCUAAUAAGCUCAUUAAGCCAACGUAAGAACAUGUAUUAUAUUUGCAUCCUGGAAUCAACUAAUAUAUGCUUCUUCAUCUAUCCCAAGAUCCAUGGAGAGGUAAGUACAACAAAAGAACAUGUACUAUAAAUACAGUAAUUAAUGGUUGUGUGUUUUGGGUUUGUAUUACCUAGCUAGCUAGAGUGUGCAUAUUGUAUACGUGUGUCUCUCCUUAAUUUGAAGUGUCAUAUAUUGUUGCUUGACAAUGUUUGCAACGCACAAGUCAGGACUGGUGCUUGUGCUUGUGUCUGCAUCCAAUCGGACUGAAAUUUCAGUCUGAUUCAGCAACGUUCUUGCUGGUUCAACUAAAAUUUCAAUGUGCAUCGCUGAAUUUUUCCUCCAA